Messenger RNA from Gadus macrocephalus (Pacific cod), 3477 nucleotides. It is a transcript of the gene angpt4, whose product is annotated as angiopoietin 4. The record is from RefSeq and is a predicted model, not a curated record. Lineage: Eukaryota; Metazoa; Chordata; Actinopteri; Gadiformes; Gadidae. The transcript is spliced from 10 exons. The coding region runs from base 881 to 2428 and encodes 515 amino acids.
UUGACUUCAGUCACUUCAGGAACCAGAGCCACCAGAGCAGAAUGAUAGGAGAGCACUUUCUACACUCUCUCUCUCUCUCUCUCUCUCUCUCUCUCUCUCUCUCUCUCUCUCUCUCUCUCUCUCUCUCUCUCUCUCUCUCUCUCUCUCUCUCUCUCUCUCUCUUUCCCGAUAUGGAUGCUUGAAGAUUGAAGGUUGGUCUUUCAGAUACCUUGUAGUCUCUCUCUGUAGUCUCAUUCCUUUUUUUGUUUCUCAAGUUCUUCAACAACACUCCCUUCUGUAGUCCUUAUCCUUCACUCCUACCAAUCUAUUCUCUCUCACUGUAUUUCUUCUUCGUGCAUGUAUCUUCUUUACUGUUUCUUUGUCAGGGGUUUUGUCUUCAAAGAACUGAUCGUCAUCAAGAGAAACCGUUUGGUCUCAGAAGAAAAACUAGAGAUAAAAUUCCUGAAUUUCCUCAAUCAAAUCAAAGAAGAAGAGGGAGGAAGAAGGAGACGGAGGCAUAGAAGAUCAAGACGUGGAAUUAUCUUUGCCUUAAAAUCCUACAACACUCUGCUGGAACCAUGGAUGUUCUCCCUGCUAGGCACUAAGCAGGGGGUUGUGUAACAGUGCGACACCUCAACACAACAAGGUGUGCCUUCCCUGAGAAUCACACUGAGGAACUUCCUGUUGAUCUGUUGGACCUCCUGGGACAUCGGGAGCUGAAAGUUCCAAGAACUUUUCGAGGUUUUCCCACGUCCGACUCCCAAGUCUUAAUCAAGGCUUUGCUCCAGCCUCCCAAUGUUCUCCCUGGGGGUUACAGUGUAACCAGGGCCGACCUUUGACCCCAUAGUGCUGAACCCGGUCACACUGACCCCUGCGACCAACGUGCCGAGACCUCAGCACCAUGAGAGGAAUCCAGCUUCUCACGAUGCUUCUGAUUGGCUGCCUGUGGGUGGCAGGACAUGCCAGCAGGGAGAGAGGAGGGAGACUACGCAGCCAGAGGAGAGGGAAGACGGCGGGAGGCGGAGGUGUGGAGAAGAAGAGGAGGCUCCAGCGCCUGCAGCAGGGACCCUGCAGCUACACCUUCAUCCUGCCCGAGCUGGGUGCCCUCUCAGACCCCCGGCCGCUGGCGGAGGGUGCGGGGGUGGGGCGUGGUGCCCAGCGGGACGCCCCCACCCCCGGGUGGGACGGGCCCCCCACGGAGCUCCGCCGCAUGUCCCCGGGGAAGCUGCAGCACCUGGAGAGCGCCAUGAGGAACACCUCACAGUGGCUGCAGAAGUUGGAGGCGUCCCUGCAGUUGGGUGCAGGCCGGAAGGGGGCCCGGCUGCAGCACCAGGCAGUCCAGGACCAGACCGCUACCAUGUUGGAGCUAGGAAGCAGCCUGCUCAGCCACAACGUGCAGCAGACUCACAAGCUCAGUCUGGUGGAGGCCAAGGUGUUGAACAAGACCAGCAGGAUUGAGGUCCAGCUUCUAGAGAACCAUCUGUCCACCAAUAGGCUGGAGAAGGAACUCCUUCUGCAGACCAAUCAGAUCAACCGACUGCACCACCACAACAGCCGUCUGGAGCAGAAGGUGCAGAUGUUGGAGUCACAGCAGAGAGGACAGCUGGAAGACCUCAAGGAGGGUAAAAACCAACUUCAGGCUAUGGUAAAAAGUCAAAUGGUUGCCAUGGAAUCACUGGAACGACAACUGAUGGUUGCUAGAAGAAACAGCACAGCGCUCCAGAUGACCCAGGCUCAGCUGAUGGCGUCUGUCCACUCACUGCUAACAAUGAUGAGUAGCACCACAGUGCAUCGAUGGAGGGACUGUACAGAUAUCUUCAAGGCAGGACACUCCACCAGUGGUCUCUAUGACAUCUACAUCACCAACAUCUCCCACCCCGUCCAGGUGUACUGUGACAUGGAGACCAGCGGCGGGGGCUGGCUGGUGUUCCAGAAACGAUUUGACGGCAGCGUCGACUUCCAGAGGACCUGGAGAGAAUACAAGAUGGGCUUCGGGGACCCUCUGGGGGAGCAGUGGCUUGGCCUGGAGGCCCUUCACCGGCUGAGCCUGCUGGGUCAGUACUCUCUACGGGUGGAGCUCCGGGACUGGGAGGGGAACCAGGUCUACUCCCAGUACGACCUCUUCAACCUGGCUGGCGAAAGUCACAGAUACAGGCUGGUUGCUAGGGGUUACAGUGGGACAGCAGGCAGACAGAGCAGUCUUUCUUCUCAUGGGAUGGCCUUCAGCACGCCGGACCAGGACAACGAUAACUGUGACACCUGCAAAUGUGCCCUUAUGCUCACUGGAGGAUGGUGGUUUGAGGCCUGUGGUCUCUCUAAUCUCAACGGGAUGUACUACUCUCUUGACCAGAACAUCAGAAAGCUCAACGGCAUCAAGUGGCAUCACUUUAGAGGACCCAGCUACUCCCUACAGUCCACCGCCAUGAUGGUUCGACCCUACGACUUCUAACACCACCCCUACGCUCCACCCUGAUGGUCGGCCUCCUAUAACUCUCUAUAACUCUAUAGACGAUGUUACCUGGACAGACUCCUUAAUUGUCUGACCCGAGAACCAGGCCUGUAUGAGGAGGGACGGUUCAUCCAUUGGUCAGGAGUCGACCAAUCAGGACUGCACCUACAUUGAGGCGGAAACGAAAGAAUAUGGAUAAUAUUUGCUCUUGAUUAUCUCUACUGUAUAUUUUACAUAUAUAUGUAUGUGUAUAUAUAUAUAUAUAUAUAUAUAUAUAUAUAUAUAUAUAUAAAUAAUGUAUAAAAAAUAUCUGACUUUGUUUACACUUACAUAAACAAGAGGAUGGUUUACAGCAACGGAGAUGGACAUGGAAGUCCUGCUCAGAUAAUAAUGAAUAGCAAAGUAUUUAACCUUGGUAGUUCAUAUAAUCCACCUAUUCAACCAAACAUAUUCCUUAUAUCCAGCUGUUUGUCAAGGGACUUAAUGAGAAAAACAAGAUCAAGUAAUUAAUUAAUAUGAUUUUAGGGUUUGUAUCAUCAUCUAUAAUCCCAAAGAGAUUAAUGAGUCUUUAGUAAAACAUUUCAAUCAAUGUUAACCUCAUCAUGGCAGAAAUCCCAGAACUCAUGAUGUAAUAAAAUGGGCCAGCUGAACCUGGAUCCUUUGACUCUGUAGUCCACCACAGGAAAGGUGUUCGACUCUUAAUGACCGGUAUCGUAUGUAUUGGAUAAAAGCUUUGGAUAAAAGUGUCUGCUGAAUGUCUAAAUGAAUGAUCUGCUCUCUAGUGACUAUCACUACCACAUAGUACAGCUAGAGAUGUCGGUUGGUUUUAAAUGUUUUCAAAACUACCUCUCUAUCUUUAGUUUCUCCCCUCUAGUCUCUUUAGACUCUCUCUCUCGCUCUCUCCUUCCUUGCUCUCACACACGCAAACACACACACACACACACACACACACACACACACACACACACACACACACACACACACACACACACACACACACACACACACACACACACACACACACACACACACACACACACACACACACA